Molecule: messenger RNA, 597 nt
Organism: Rotaria sp. Silwood2
Lineage: Eukaryota; Metazoa; Rotifera; Eurotatoria; Philodinida; Philodinidae
Source: the annotation of a GenBank genome assembly
AUGGAGUCACAUGAUGGUAGUGCCUCCAAGCAACAUCAAUAUCCGUCAAGCUUACUUUUCAUCAAUACAAUAAUUAAUGGAAAGUGUAUUCGAACAAUGAUUGAUACCGGUGCCACAACAUCUUUGAUCAAAAGAUCGACAUUACUUCGUGUAAAUUAUUAUCAUCACACAUAUGGUACUAUGGGAGAUAUUACCUUGGGCGAUGGUAAAACAACAUUUUGGCAAUAUGGCUCAAUAAACAUGCGGACUAAAAUCAAUAAUAUCAAAACAAGAGUAAAAGUAAUGGUGGUCGAUGAUUUAGCUGCUGACUUCAUUCUUGGCAUGGAUUGGAUUAAAUAUUAUCACGUGGAUAUUUUGCCCAGAAAAAGACAAUUACGAAUUCAUUAUCGGCGACAACAAAUUAUAGUAAAGUUCGAUGAAGAUGUACCGGUCGAUGUCAAGGUAGCUCAAGAAUAUAAAAUUUUUCCAGGAACGAACUGUAUUGUUAAAGUAAAAACUUCUUUAAUUGACGCUAAUCAUCUCUAUUUUAAAGCUUUGGACCAUGAUUCUCAACAAAAAGAAAGGCAUAUCAGUAGACGAUGGACUAGUGAGAGUUAA